GAGUUCUGGGCGGACCAAAGAAUUGUUAAUCUACAAUUUAUCUUACGAAGGCACACCCAUCGUUGCAUAACCUUCUUUAUUGGUGAACCUUGAUAUAAUAAUGCCCAUGAGUAAUGAAUUAUCAGCCCAUAGUGUCGGUUUGAACAUAUCUGGAUGGUUUCGGGCCAAGUUGAUGCGUAAAAUUCAGGCGCCAAAUUAACGACGUACGUACUGCAAAUAUGAAAUCUGUUUUAUGUAGAGUUUAAGAUGUACUCAAAGUUAUCCUAUAAUUAACUUUUAUUAUCAGCCAUGUUGCAAAUCUACAUUUCUCUGUCGAUAAUGUAGCACAAAAUCUCACCGAAAUACAUAUAUGUUGAGAAUAUGGGACGAAAAAAUGUAUCGCUAAAACUGCCUAGAUUAACGCGCAUGCGCAAACCCAUUGGAUGGACCGUGUCCAUGUGAGUGCUGUUGCAUCAUUGGCAGCUACGUUGGAUAGUCCGAUCCUUCCGUUUAGUGCGCCUUUGAUUCGGUAGUAAAAAGUUAUUUUUUGUGUGGGAUUUGAGAGGAAAUCGAACGGACAACGGUGUAAUCGAUAUGGAAACUACAUGUGGCUACUGUGGCGUACAAGCUAAAUUAAAAUGCGCUGGUUGUCAGCAAAUAUAUUACUGCAAUCCUGAUCAUCAGAAGAAACAUUGGCGAACCAAGCACAAGCAUGACUGCGGCAAACCAUAUGAGCUUACGAGGGAUGAUGAUGUUGGCCGACACAUUGCAGCAACAAAACCAAUUCAGAAGGACACCGUCCUCUUUUCGGAAAAUCCACUGGUGAUAGGCCCAAAAUGGAAUCUGGACGAAUAUGAGCAACGGUCCACUGUUGUACCUUGCGUUGGAUGUUUUGCUGACUGCAAUUUGGGACAAUUUUACUGCGAAUUUUGUCGGUGGCCAGCAUGUAAACCAAACUGUCCUGGAUUGAUAAACAGAAACUUGCAUGGUCUCGAGUGUGGCAUAUUACGAUUUGGUCGGCCCCCGAAACCGGGUGACGAUCCGGAAACGUUCUUUGACUACUAUCGAUACGACGCGCUCUUGGUGUUGAAAUGUUUGGCGUUACAAAUUUGCAAUCCGAGUUUAUUUGACCAAAUCAUCAACCUCGACAGCCAUUACGAUGCACGGAAAAACACCCGUUACUACGCCGAUGCUGACGAACGGAUCGUAUCCUACCUAUUCCGUAAUUUUCUCGAUCCGCUACAAGCGCUUGAGCGUAAGGAGGGUAAAGUUGUGCUAAAGGUAUGCGACCGGAAAACGUUACACAUGAUCAGCGGAAUAUUAGAGGUGAAUGCUAUGGUUAUUCCAUUGUCGAAUGGUAGAGAAAUUUGUGGCCUUUACCCAUUGGGUUGCAUGCUGGAGCACAACUGCAUGCCAAAUUCAUUUUACACAUUUGACUGCUCCAAAGGAAUGAAACUCACGUUCAAAUCAGGCCGAAACAUUCAAAAAGGGGAACAUCUAACGACCACCUACACACAUUCGUUGUGGGGAACGCAGCUUCGCAGGGAGCAUCUGAAGACGAACAAAUACUUUGCCUGCAAAUGUGACCGAUGCACGGACCCAACUGAGUUGGGCACAUUUUUCAGCGCGCUGCGCUGCAUGGGCAUAGAAAAUGAGCCAUGCGGCGGGUUUCAGGUUCCGAUUCAUCCGCUUAGCGAGACUAGCGAUUGGAAGUGUAAUCAAUGUCCGGUACAAGUAACAUACGAUCAGGUCAAUUUUUUAAUGUCCAAAAUUGGGGAAGAGGUUGAUGAUGUAAUGGGUCGUAAAUCUUCGGUAAAGGAAUUUGAGGAUCUCAUCCAUAAACUGGAAAAUUUUCUUCAUCCCAAUCAUUUUCACCUCCAAACACUGAAACAUUCGUUGAUACAAAUGUAUGGACAUUUUCCCGGUCAUCGUUUAAAUGAGCUUUCCGAUGCAGUUUUGCUUCGAAAAUUACAAAUGUGUCGAGAGAUGAUGUUGAUCAUCGAUGUGCUGGAUCCCGAUUCGUUUCGGUUGACCCUGUACGCUGGAGUUGUACUGUUAGAACAGCAAGCCGCUUUGGUUGAAUUGAACAAACGACACAAUCGCGCUGUAGAUUCCCAUCAAAAAUAUGACCUCGGUGAAGCUAUGCAGUGUCUUGUACGAGCUAAGACCAUUUUGCAAAACGAAAUGGGAACCUUGCAGGGCAAGAAACUAAUGGAACAGUUAGAAAGGGCGUUUGAAAAUGUUGGAUUGCAAACUGCCAACGCAUAAACGUAAUGUUUUAAAGCUUCUUUUUUAAUCGUUUGUUUUCAGCGAAUCAUUUAAACAAAUGUGUUAUCGUCAAUUCA
Anopheles funestus (African malaria mosquito) is the source of this 2324-nucleotide messenger RNA. It is a transcript of the gene SmydA-5, whose product is annotated as SET domain-containing protein SmydA-8. The coding region runs from base 574 to 2247 and encodes 557 amino acids. The transcript has 3 exons. Gene Ontology annotation, molecular function: protein binding. NCBI's taxonomy places the organism in Eukaryota, Metazoa, Arthropoda, Insecta, Diptera, Culicidae. The record is from RefSeq and is a predicted model, not a curated record.